This is a messenger RNA of Dujonia railenensis, 555 nucleotides long. The record is from the annotation of a GenBank genome assembly. NCBI's taxonomy places the organism in Eukaryota, Fungi, Ascomycota, Pichiomycetes, Serinales, Debaryomycetaceae.
AUGCCAGACUUGGAACAACAGCCAUCCUUCAGGGUCGAGCGCCCUAAGCUCUUCCUCGCCAUCAUGGCGUUUAUUCUCCCUCCAUUGCCGCUCUUCUUGUUGACAGGGCCCAACUACACCAUUUUCACCAAGGAAAUUUUUAUUUCUUUGUUGUUGACCAUCUUUGGCCAUAUUCCAGGGAUCAUAUUCUCGUUGUACGUGAUCUUCUACGACCUGGAUCCCUUUGCUAGUGACGGUCCCCUCGGCUACACCUCGAUCGAUGAUGAGGGCUCUGAUCACCCACACCACCACAACCACCAUCACGAUACCCACUCAGGCGGUCCUCCUGCUCCAGUCUCUGGCUCGGGCUCUGGCUCGGGCUCCCAUGGGAACUACCUGUCUAUCAACUCGAACGAUAACCCCCCUAUUGUCGUUGGUAAUGUCGCCUACGAGCCAUACACCGAUAACGAGACUCCUAAGGACGCACCCCCUCACUACAACGAUUUAGAGGGCACUGGAAGCAAUGGACCAAAGGUAUCGGACACCAAGGGUACGGACCACAAGGUACAAAGGUAG